AUGCAGAUGCAGCAACAGCAGCAGCAGCAGCAGCAGAUGCAGGGCAUGAUGAUGCCCAUGAUGCCCAUGAUGAUGCCCAUGCAGGCGCAGAUGAUGCAGAUGCAGAUGAUGCAGCGGCAGAUGGGCAUGGGCGGCUGCGGCAUGGGCAUGGGCGGCUGCGGCAUGGGCGGCUGCGGCGGCAUGGGGAUGAUGGGCGGCGGCGGCUGCGGCUGCGGCAUGGGCAUGGGCGGCUGCGGCAUGGGCGGCUGCGGCAUGGGCAUGGGGGGGUUCGACCAGCAAGGCCACCUGGAGGGCGUGGUCGUGGAGUGGAGCGACCGAGGCUUCGGGUUCAUCACCUUUGCUGAUGGGCGACGAGCCUAUGUGCACCACUCAUCGCUGCGGAACGCCAGCGCCGAUCAGGAGAGGAGAGCCACCGAGCUGACUGUCGGAGAGACCGUGGAGGCCCAGGUUGUCGAAGACAAGGAGAAGCCAGGCAAGUGGGCAGCCGUGAACGUCUUCCGAAAAGCAGAGGCCAUCAUGGCCAAGGCCAAGGGCACGUUCACCGGCGGCCAGGCGAUGCCUGGCCAGGGCGGCGCGGGCAUGGGCUCCAGCAUGGGCUCCGGCAUGGGCGCGCCCGGCAUGGGCAUGGGCAUGGGCAUGCCCGGGAUGUCGGAAGGCUCUUGGGGUGGCGACGGUGGCGACCGGAAGCAGGGCGUG
Molecule: messenger RNA, 696 nt
Organism: Prorocentrum cordatum
Lineage: Eukaryota; Dinophyceae; Prorocentrales; Prorocentraceae
Source: the annotation of a GenBank genome assembly